Molecule: messenger RNA, 1828 nt
Organism: Vanrija pseudolonga
Lineage: Eukaryota; Fungi; Basidiomycota; Tremellomycetes; Trichosporonales; Trichosporonaceae
Gene: Rcc2
Product: Protein RCC2
Exons: 12
Coding region: 32-1642 (536 amino acids)
Biological process (GO): negative regulation of GTPase activity
Cellular component (GO): membrane
Molecular function (GO): small GTPase binding
Source: RefSeq, a predicted model, not a curated record
CAAACAGAACAUUACACAACACCCCACAACAAUGACCGCAGAGGGCUCGGAACAGCCCUGGGGACGAGUGUUGAUUGCGGGCGGUACAGACUGGCCUACCAACGGCCAGAAGAACCGCGCAAAUGCAGCUGUUACCGAUCUUCUCGCACCGCACAUCUUGCGCUCAAUAUGCCAUGUCAAGGUCACCAAGAUCAUCGCGGGCAGUAAUGCAAACUACGCCGUAGCGCUCGACGUCCACGGCGUCGCCCACCUCUUUGGCAAGCUUCCAACCGGCGGCCUCGGCCCAACCGGAUCCAAGGGCAAUGUGCCGCACGACCAGCCCUUGCACAUCGCACCGCACUCUGCCGGCUUGGCACAAGAUGCGCGAUGGGUAGAUGGGAGCGUAGGCCGGAGUCACUUCUUCCUCAUCGACAACGAAGGCAGCGUCUGGGGCUGCGGUAACAACGUCGCGGGUCAACUAGGCCUGCCCAUCAGCCCGGAAGAGCCCAAGCUUGUUCAGAUCAAGGGCCCCUGGGUAAGCCAAGGGGCCAAGAUUGUCCAGGUCAGCACGGGGCUCACCUUCUCCCUCUUCCUUACCGACUCGGGGCAAGUGUACGCCGCUGGGUCGAGUGAAUUCGGCCAGCUGGGCAACGGGACGACUGGCGAGCGCCUAGUCAAGGCAGGACGCAUGUCAUACGAGGUCCAGACUCCCCCACGCCAGAUCACGGAGGGCUUGGGGUCCAAGAAGGUCAUCCAGAUCUCGUCCGGAAGCCAGCACUCGCUCGCGCUCGACGACGAAGGCAACGUGUGGACGUGGGGCCACGCAGGCUACGCAAGGCUCGGCCUUGGAGAUACCAAGGACCGGUUGGUACCGACGGUCAUUCCCCAGUACCAGGCAGGCAAUGAGAAGAACAGGGCCGUCGAGGUGCUGUGUGGGCCAACCAGCUCUAUUGUGAUUGAUCGCCAUCGGCUGUUCCACAUUGCCGGCAAGUGGAAGCUGUCUGGUGACGGUUCCGCUGGCACGCCCCAUACCUACUUCAAGACGAUUGAGAACCUCAGCUGCAUCACGACUCUUGCGGCUGUUGGCGGCUGCACCCACUUCAUCACCACGCCGAUGGAAGACGGCAAGACAAUGACGAUUGGCUGGGGCCAGGGAGCACUCUACGGCGAGUUGGCGUUUGGCGCCGACAAGAUGAAGAGCUCCACCAAGCCUCAGGAGAUCGUGCCCUUGAGAGGCAUCGACGUCAUUGACGUGGCGGCAGGCUCCUUCUUUACCCUCUUCCUCGCCAGACCGACCGACGAGUUGUCCGACCUGCCUCGGUACCCGGAACACGUCGAGUCGGCUGAUGUGUGCCUGGUCUGCAACGAGUUCCAGGGCGACGAUGAAGUACAACUGGAAUGCGAGAGGUGCGACGAGCCAUAUCACCCAGGGUGCCUCAACCCGCCGUUAGACGGCGUGCCUGCCGGACAGUGGUUCUGUCCCGUGUGCGAAGAGGAGAGUGAGAAGAUGGGGCAGCCAGGGACCAACUCGAAUGGAACCGAGGAGGUCGAGGACAACCUCGAUGUGAAAGAAGCUGAGAACAGCCAACGAGGAGAGUCGUUGAAGCGCAAAGCUGGGGAGGAUGCCAAUGUAACGCCCAAGAAGGUGCGAGUACCCGCGUGAAUGGAGGGCGGUGGGACUGUUUCUUUUUGCAUACGGUUGGAGAGAAUGCACACUGUAGCCUUGUUGCGGCGUAAGUGUGCCGUGGCGCCUUGUCUCGCCCUCGUCGCCCCUUUGCGUUCGGAUGCGGACCACGGGCCGAGGAUGUGCCGGAACUUGUUGUUCACGGUGUUUGGCCACCAUGUUGCA